This is a messenger RNA of Iphiclides podalirius (scarce swallowtail), 729 nucleotides long. The record is from the annotation of a GenBank genome assembly. Lineage: Eukaryota; Metazoa; Arthropoda; Insecta; Lepidoptera; Papilionidae.
AUGCGUGCAGUGGCGCCGUUGCCCACAACGAAGUCUAAGGAAGAUGUUCGAAUUGUUGGUGGUGAAGAUAUAGAUAUAACUAUAGCCCCAUAUCAAGUUUCUCUACUCAAAUAUGGUAGACAUUCAUGUGGAGGUGCAAUUAUUGCUGAAGAUAUAAUUCUUACUGCUGCACAUUGCAUUUACAAUACAAAUUCAGAAGGUUAUUCGGUGCGUGUUGGGUCCUCGUCAAAUCAAAAGGGUGGUGACCUAUAUCCAGUGGGUGAUUUAAUGUGGCAUCCGAAUUUCACAUAUACCGAAAUGGAUAGUGAUAUAGCAUUGAUCUGGCUGUCAAAACCCAUACAAUUUAAAGACGAAGUCGCCCCUAUAGACUUGCUAAUGAUGGGAGAGGAGAUUCAAGAUGGUGAUAUUACAAUGGUUUCAGGCUGGGGAAACAUACGAGAGGGAGGUGGAUAUCCGUCCACGUUGCAAAUGGUAUUGGUACCUAAAGUCAACUCUAAUGAAUGUCACGAAGCGUACUCGUCUAUGUAUAGCAUCACGUCGACAAUGCUGUGUGCUGGUAUUCGUGAAGGUGGCAAAGACGCAUGUCAGGGCGACAGUGGUGGACCGAUGGUCUACAAUGGAAGGCUCGCAGGUAUUGUAUCUUGGGGCUUAGGUUGUGCUCGACCCAACUAUCCAGGAGUGUAUGCUAAGAAAAAGGAAUGCAAGCAUUAUGCGGAAGACCGAAGAGUA